AUGGCUGGUUUCUUGAUGAAACAAAUGGUUGGAAACCAACUGAGCGAGGUCACCGGUGGACUCGGAAUGAAAGAUGACGGGGGUGAGAAGACUGAAGCUGGAGAGGAUCCAGAAGUUGUGGCCGCUCGUUUGGAGCAAGAAGAGAGAAGAAAGGAGAAACAUCGGAAGAUGGAACAGGAGAGAGAGAAAAUGCGUCAGGGAAUUCGUGAUAAGUACGCAAUCAAAAAGAAGGAGGAGGGUGUUGCCAUGGACUUCACCGAAGGACGUAUUGGAGGACCCCGUAAAACUCCAGAAGAAAUCGCGGCUGAGAUGAAUGCCGAAGACGACAGCAUCAUCGGUCAACUUGGGCUCACGGAGCAAGUCGAAAAGGCCAAAACUAUGGCGACCGGCGCCUUUGAAACUGUCAAAGGAUUUUUCCCAUUCGGAAAAUAA
Molecule: messenger RNA, 432 nt
Organism: Caenorhabditis remanei
Lineage: Eukaryota; Metazoa; Nematoda; Chromadorea; Rhabditida; Rhabditidae
Exons: 2
Coding region: 1-432 (143 amino acids)
Biological process (GO): neurotransmitter transport; regulation of neurotransmitter secretion; synaptic vesicle exocytosis
Cellular component (GO): terminal bouton; SNARE complex
Molecular function (GO): syntaxin binding
Source: RefSeq, a predicted model, not a curated record